AACACACCUCCGACGCCAUUAGUUCUUCGCGAACUGCCGUGAAAAAAGUAGAGGGAGGGUUUUGUGGAAGUUUGGAUAGCUGUUUCUUGCGUUAAAUUUCUAUCUGUCUUGCUUUUGCAUUGCUUGCUGAGUACAUCUGUCGGUAAACAUUCACUUAUUUUUAUUUCGGAGCAUAUGACAUAUGUGACCCGGGAGGAAGAUGCAGUUCUAUGCGUGAAGUAAGUUGCGCGCCAUCAUGGUAUGACGUCACACAGGAAUAGACGACUUCAGUUCUACUCCCUUGUGUUGGCCGAGGUUCAAGAUUAUCAAGACAUCGCCUCUGCCUCCUCUCCUGCAUCUCAUAUCCUCAAGAAGCAACAACAGCUGAUUGACUGGCUCCCAGAGCUGACCUGCUGCCUCUGAGAGCAGGACAUGGAGUUCCAUGCGGACUCAUAUGCCACGGACCGUCAGAACAAUCGUGACUGGGAACGUCGGCAAUCACGUGACAGAGUAAAUCGAGCUGAGUUCUCUGGUGCCCAAGAAUGGGAAGAGGAGGACGAUGAUAAUGCCACUGAUCGUUGGGCUCAAGAUCGUAGGCCUGACGACAGAGACAGGGACAGAGAGCGAUACCGAGAAAGGGACAGAGACCGAGAACGUUACCAUGAAAGGAGGGACCGAGAUCGGGACAGAGAGAGGGACAGAGAUAGAGAAAGGGACCGAGACCGAAGCAGAGACCAUAGAAGAGAAGACAGGGAUGACAGCAGGGAUAGAAGAGAACACCGUCGUAGAGACAGUGAUGACGAUUCGAGUGACAGAAGAAUGAAGCGAGAUGAGGAUGAAAACUCUCCCAGGGACAUGGAUUUAGAGAGCUCUGAUGGAGAUCCUGCCGGCCAAAACAACUGGACAUCUGACUGGCGCAGCAAUGCUACACCUAACCACACCAUUGUCAUUAGAGGCCUUGCUCAACAUAUCACCGAAAAUGAUAUACGUCAAGAUUGUAUGCAAGGAGGAGUUACACCAAAGGCUAUUCGAUUGAUCCGCAGAAAAGACACAGGUACCUCAAGAGGCUUUGCUUUCGUCGAGUUUAACAGCACCCAGGAAGCUUCUCGGUGGAUGGAGAUGAAACAGGGUGUGCUGAUGCUACAAGAUCAGUACCGAGCUGUAAUGCAGUACAGCAAAAACCCUCACGACCGAAUAGGAGGCCCACCUCCAGGAAGACCCUUAGCACAGGAUUGGAAUUGCAUUAGGUGUGGAGGCCACAACUUCAAAAACAGAACUGCUUGUUUCACAUGCCAUGUACCAAGACCAGAAGCAGAAGAUAUGGCUGCAUCAGCUAUAGGUUUAGAAGAAAUUAGCCCUGUACCAUCAAGUACUAUUCUUCUUCGUGGAUUGGAUCCCAUGUCAACAGAAGAUACUGUGUUGGCCGCCAUAAAACCCUACAUUUCUCUAGUUCCCUUACGCAGCAUUCAUAUUGGUCGAGAUCCUCUCACAAAUCAGGCACGGGGUUUAUGCUAUUUGGAGCUUCGUAGUGUUGUUGACAGCAUGUUUCUGUAUCAAACUCUGGCACUCAACCCUCCUGUGAUAGAUGGACGAAGAGUUUUGGUAUCGUACUGCAAAAUGAUGGGUGUUGACGUUGGGGCAGCACUAGCAAUCUCUGCUGCUAAUUCAGCAGCACUUGCAGCAGCACAACUAAAUCAUCAUCAACUCAUACUUCAGCAGCAACAAGUUAUUGUGGCCCAACAUCAUCAUCAGCAGCAAGCAGCUGCUGCAGCUGCCAUAGUCGCCCACCAUCACCAACAGCAACAGCAGCAGGCAGCCACGGCAGCCUUGCUUGGCUCCGGUCAUAUUCCUGGUGCACAGUACACAUUGGAAGAUGUCCCUCGACUAGCCGAGUAUUCUGCAAAUUUGUAUGCAAAUACUCCAGAAGAGCGUGCAGCAUUUUUGCAGUACUAUCAACAAUAUUAUGCAACUCAAAUAGCUGAGGGUGCUGCAAUUACCCUACCUGUGCAGGUGGAGGGUGGUGCUAUGGCUGCAGCUGCUGCUCAUCAAGUAGUACUUCAGCAAAUGCACGCCGCCGCAGCUGCCGCCGCUGCCAAAGACCAUGAUGACGCCAAGAUUGAAUUGCUUAAGAAACUGAAGGGAACAGAUGUCAGGUCAAAGGCAAAUGUUGGCAAACUUGCAGUUGAACAAGCCCAAGCUGCAGCUGCUGCUCAAAAUCAGUCAGCUCUUCAAAACUCUGACAGUUCAGUAUCAGGAAAGACUGGACCACAACCCAGAAGGGAGAUGGUUGAUUUCACAAACACCAAGCAUUCACCUCCUGAUGUGAGCACUUACCAGUAUGAUGAGAGCUCAGGUUAUUAUUAUGACUCAAGCACCGGACUUUACUUUGAUCCCAAUUCACAAUACUAUUGGAAUGCCCAAACACAACAAUUUAUGUAUUGGGAUUCGGAACGGUCCACAUAUCUUCCUGCACCCUCAGACGGAAAUGAUCCUUCUUUAUCAAAUGGUGCAGGUUCUAGAGAUGAUGGCUCAAAGAGGGAUGGGAAGAAGGGGGAAAAGUCUGACAAAGUUAAAGUUGCAAAGAAGAUAGCCAAGGAUAUGGAGCGGUGGGCAAAAUCUCAGAACCAACGAAAGAAUAUGAACCAAAUGAAUCUCCCAUCUAAUAAUAUUCCUGAAAAAAGUGGCGCUGCUGAUGCUGGUUUUGCCAUUUUAGAAGGAAGGUCUAAGGUGACUUUGACUAUGGCAAAUCAGGCUCCCAUGAUAGAUAAUCUCAACCACUCUCCAUCUAGGGGUGAACCAACCUUAAACAAUUCCAGCAGUACUCUGGUUGCUGCGUAUGGUGGGGGAUCUGAAUCCGAAGAAGAAAUUGAAGAUGUCCAACAGGAAGAAAAACAGCAUCUGGAUUGGUCCAAAUUAGCAUGCUUGUUGUGCAAACGUCAGUUCCCUAGCAAGGAAGGCCUCAACAGACAUCAGCUUCUUUCAGACUUGCACAAACAAAACUUAGAAACGUGGUAUCGGUCAAGAGGUCUUGACCCUCAUGAUCCCCAACAGAGGAACAAUAAAUAUCGUGAUAGAGCAAAGGAAAGAAGACUAAAGUAUGGAGAGCCUGACAAACCAAACCCAAACCGGCUGAAGGAAAAGUAUUUGAAGUCAAGACAGGACAGUUCAUCCACCUAUGAAGAGCCUACUAAAGCAGGCAUUGGUGCUGAUAACAAGGGCAACCGGUUAUUGCAGAAGAUGGGAUGGCAGGAAGGAAUGGGCUUAGGUAAAAGCAAUCAAGGGAGAACCACAAUUAUCCAGGCUGAACAGCGUGUCUCAACAGCUGGUUUAGGAUCAAAACAAUCUAGCUAUACACCACUUCCAGGUGAAACAUACAAAGACUGUGUUAAAAAGAUGAUGUUUGCACGAUAUCACGAACUUUCUGAACAGGAGAACGGGGGUAGUUAAUUUGAUUCUGUUUCAAAAUACAAGGCCAAAAUAUUCUCCUUUAUUUUACUAACUAAUUAGGCAAUCUUCCCAAUUUGUGACUGACUGUAGUCGUAAGCCUACUAAGGGUAGGGGCAUAUGCUUUAAUUUAUUGAUCACUACUUCUGUUUUAUGAGCUUCAAUAUUCAUUGUUUGCUACACAUUAUGAAUAACUUUGUACUAUGAUCUUCAUUCUACGUAUUACUAUUACAUUAUUAGACUAGUAAAAAAGUUUCCAGUCUGUCUUUUAGGAGUAUUCCUAGUUGUAAAAAACAAUGCUAAACAUUUGUAUGAGCACAUUUUUAUGUUACAUGUAAAUAGAUUGGGCUCUAACCGUGGAUUAACUUCAAACAAUUCAAAGAAAUCAAUUUUAAAUGCUGGACUGUUGCACUCUGUCAGCCUAGCUGAUUGAUAGAUGUUAUGUGUAAGCCCCUUUAAUUUGUGAUAUACUUUGUACAUAAUUUUUUGAUUGUCUAUUUGUACUCAUAGAGUUUGUUGGAACUGCAUAAUGUAAAUGUUAUGUACAGAUUGAAUCACCAAUCUCCUCAUUCCUGCUUGUUAUAUUUUCGCCUCUCCAAGAACUACUCAAUUGUGUGUGUGUGAAAUUAUAGCAGCCAGAGGAUGUUGCAGAAAACAAUUGUUAGUGCUUCCAUCAUUGUUUUCAGUCCGUUUCUUUUCGUAGAUAGCCUUCCAUGAAAGUAUGCUCAAAUUAUAUCUACACGAAUUUUUAAAUAGACCUAAGUACUGUUAGUUUCACUGCAGCAAAAUAUUGAUCUAUUUAAAAACCUUCAAAGUAAUUGCAUAUGCUCUCUUGUUAAACUUUGUUCCGUGCAAAAGUUGCCAAUUAUUUAUGCAAGUUUUUUUUGUUUUUUUUUUUAAUUACUGCAUGUUUUUGUAUGAUAUGUAUAACUUGGUGUUGUAUCCAAGUGUCCUGUAUAAAAUAACAGCAAAAUUUGCUAUGUAAAUAAAUGAUUCCCUUAAUAGAAA
This is a messenger RNA of Frankliniella occidentalis (western flower thrips), 4431 nucleotides long. RefSeq names its product RNA-binding protein 5. Gene Ontology annotation, cellular component: nucleus. Gene Ontology annotation, molecular function: RNA binding. The transcript has 18 exons. Bases 412 to 3426 code for a protein of 1004 amino acids. The record is from RefSeq and is a predicted model, not a curated record. NCBI's taxonomy places the organism in Eukaryota, Metazoa, Arthropoda, Insecta, Thysanoptera, Thripidae. Gene Ontology annotation, biological process: mRNA splicing, via spliceosome.